Molecule: messenger RNA, 2203 nt
Organism: Exophiala oligosperma
Lineage: Eukaryota; Fungi; Ascomycota; Eurotiomycetes; Chaetothyriales; Herpotrichiellaceae
Exons: 1
Coding region: 281-2086 (601 amino acids)
Biological process (GO): transmembrane transport
Molecular function (GO): transmembrane transporter activity
Source: RefSeq, a predicted model, not a curated record
GCAUUUCGGGUGCAACAGAACUGUUGUAUUCUCGCACAUACCAGUGACAAUGGGCCCGAAAUUGGUAACAGGUAAGGGUAAGAGGUGUAGUGAUGAUGCUGGUGGCGCACAUGUCAACAUUGAUCCCAUUUACCGUUGAUGAAGUAUAUAAGUAGUCUGUGAUGUUCUUCUACAUAGUCUCUCCAGAACCAUGAUACAUGCUCUUCAAAUCAGAUCGAUGGCUCCUCUACAAAACUAAAGAAUCAGAUAUCUCAUACCCCUUGUCGUUGCAAGAACAAGCAUGUCUACCCUACACGAGGAAGAAUCUCGUUCUCCAUCGACACAUGUCGAUACCACCUCCUCCACCGACACCGACGCCAGACCCGGAUCGAGGCAACACCCUCCUAACCAUGUUGACCUCGCUGGCACCAACGCCGACUUGGAUGGACAAACUGGGAGUGUUGCCGGAUCGGACCCGGACUCCAAAGAAGAAUCAGAAGAACCAGAAGAAUCAGACGAAUAUCCAUCCUUCACCAAAACAAUGGUCAUCAUGGCAUGUAUCAUGACCACCACCUUUCUCAACGCCUUGGACAAACUGAUAGUCGGCGUGGCCAUUCCCAAAAUCACCGACGAAUUCGAUUCUCUGGGCGACGUGGGCUGGUACGGAUCGGCGUACCUGCUGACGACGUGCGCGUUCAACCUCAGCCUCGGCCGACUGUACACCUUUUACGACCCGAAAUGGAUGUACCUCUUGUCGCUCGUGAUCUUCGAGGUCGGAUCCGCCAUCUCCGGCGCGGCAGGCGGUUCGUCGGCCUUCAUCGUCGGCCGGGCCGUCGCGGGGGUGGGCAACGCAGGUCUGUUCCAGGGGGCCAUCACCAUUUUCGUCUACAUCGUCCCCCUCCCCAAGAGGCCCCAGUACAUGGGGUUCUUCGCGUCGGUCUUCGCCGUCGCGAGCGCCGUGGGACCCUUGCUGGGCGGCGCCUUCACCGACGGGCCCGGGUGGAGGUGGUGUUUCUACAUCAACCUACCCUUUGGCGGGGUGGUGUUGGUCGCGUUGGCUUAUUUUCUCCGGAUCCCUGCGAAGAUGAUGGGACGAAACCCAACGACCACGUGGCGUCAAAAGGUCGCGAGACUAGAUCCGAUCGGCACGGCGUGUUUCUUGCCGUGUGUCGUCUGUCUACUUUUGGCCCUGCAGUGGGGUGGCGUGACCUACCGAUGGUCAGACGCACGCAUCGUCGUCUUGCUGACCUUGUCGGGAGUGCUGGCCGCGGUUUUUGUGCUCGUCCAGGCGUGGAAACAGGAAAAUGCACUCGUGCCACCUCGGAUCUUUCUUCAAAGGAGCAUCUUCGCGGGAAUCAUCUUCUCGUUCAGCAACGGCGGGGCGAUGCAGACCCUCCUCUACUUCCUGCCGAUCUGGUUUCAGGCGAUCAAGGGUGUAUCGGCCAUCAAGUCGGGCAUCAUGGUCUUACCCAUCAUGUUGUCCAUGGUCGUCACCGGCAUGGUGGCCGGGGUGGUGACCAAGAAAAUCGGAUACUACGCCCAGUGGUUGUACGUGUCGACCUUGUUUGCUUCGGUCGGGGCAGGGUUGAUCACCACCUUCACCCCCUCCACGGGCCACCCCGAGUGGAUCGGCUACCAGGUUCUUUUCGGCAUGGGCAUGGGCUUCGGCAUGCAGCAGGCGUCCCUGGCGGCCCAGACGGUCCUGUCGAGGCGCGACGUGGCGACGGGGGCGGCCCUGAUGAUGUUCAGUCAGACACUCAGCGGGUCGAUUUUUGUCAGCGUGAGCAACAACCUCUUCGACAACACCUUGACCCAAAAAUUGGCCGGCGUCCCGGGCAUCGAGGUCGGCACGAUAGCCAAAGUCGGCGCCACCGAGUUGAGGGCCAUGGUGCCAACCCAGUCCUUACCGCGGGUGUUUGUCGCGUACAACGCCGCGUUGCGCACCACCUUUUACACGGCCACGGCUUUGGCAUGUGUCGGGAUCGUCGGAGCGGUGCUCAUGGAGUGGGUCAGUGUCAAGAAGGAUGAGAAGAGGAGGAGUAGUGAGUCUGUGGCGGAGAAAGGUAAGAGUGGGAAAGACAUUGAAGCUAUAGACAGUCAAGUUUAGAUGACUCGAGGUUGAAAAAUGGGCGCCAUGGUUUGUUCAGCAUGCCUCGAUGAGGUUUUCAUACUAUCGUAUAUUGGAUCAUUGUAAUUGUAAUUAUCAAGAAAGUAUUAUAUGUUG